Molecule: messenger RNA, 1248 nt
Organism: Meleagris gallopavo (turkey)
Lineage: Eukaryota; Metazoa; Chordata; Aves; Galliformes; Phasianidae
Gene: MB
Product: myoglobin
Biological process (GO): oxygen transport
Cellular component (GO): extracellular exosome
Molecular function (GO): heme binding; oxygen binding
Source: RefSeq, a predicted model, not a curated record
CUCUGCAGCCACCCUCUGGGGAGAGGCAACCGCCGUACGCAGCACUUGACACCCGUCUGUCCCUGCCACCAGUGAACCAUGGGGCUCAGUGACCAGGAGUGGCAACAAGUCCUCACCAUCUGGGGAAAAGUGGAGGCCGAUAUUGCUGGCCACGGACAUGAGGUUCUGAUGAGACUUUUCCAUGACCACCCUGAGACUUUGGAUCGCUUUGAUAAGUUCAAAGGCCUGAAGACCCCUGAUCAGAUGAAGGGCUCUGAAGAUCUGAAAAAACAUGGAGCUACCGUCCUCACCCAGCUUGGCAAAAUCUUGAAGCAGAAGGGUAAUCAUGAGUCAGAGCUGAAACCCCUGGCUCAAACCCAUGCCACGAAGCACAAAAUCCCAGUAAAAUAUCUGGAGUUCAUUUCUGAAGUCAUUAUCAAGGUCAUUGCUGAAAAACACGCCGCAGACUUUGGGGCCGAUUCCCAGGCUGCGAUGAAGAAGGCUCUGGAGCUGUUCCGAAAUGACAUGGCCAGCAAGUAUAAGGAGUUUGGUUUCCAGGGUUAGCAUGUACGCAGAAGGACACCACGAUGGAGGCCUAGCCAUGCAUCUCAGAGUAGCUUCCCCAGCAUUACUCUGGACAUCUUCCAACUGGUCAUCCACGAUGUGUGGGAAUGCUUCAAUGAGAGGCCAAGAGUCACCCUAUGCAGCGCAGAGGCACUCAGAGUGAUGUCCAUGAUAAAUUGUUGUCCUUCCCUGGCUUCAUGUAUGCAAAAGAAAUAAUCUGUUUUCUUAGGAAAAAUAAUAUAAGGGGUUAUCUGUCACCUUCUGCUUAUUUCUGUGUCCUUCUUCUUUCCUCAUCCCCAACACCCAGUCUCAUUCAAGAGGGAAAUGGUGUGGCAGGAGAUGAAGGGAUGUGGAAGAACACGGGGCGUGUUGAGGAGUGUGGUGAAGGAGUGGGUGAAGAGAGAACUCAAAGGUGCAAAAGAGAUGUCAGAGUGGGAAGUGGGGACACGGCAUCUGAUUUCUCUCCCAGGUGAGACUGUUAGCAGGUGACUGUGGAAAGCUUUCAGCACCGUCACUGUUGUUACCUUGUUUCAUGGGGGUGAACGCAGUCUGUCUCCAGGGUCUGUCAGCUUGGCAACCUGCUAAACUCAUGUUAGCAAAACCAUAAGGAGUAGUGUGCUCUGUGAUCUGUAGGCUUCUGGCAGCUUCUGCUAUGCAUGUAAAGUUGUGUGGCUCUGGGAAGCAAAAUACGUGUUACUCAGAAAA